AUGUCAUCCACAUUAACAUUAUCCAAUAACAACAUCGAUCCUUUUAUGCAAUCGCAACAACAACAACAACGUCGUCCACGUCCAAGGAAACGACCCACACACCCUGAUCGACAUAGAGACACUUUUGAACUACUGCAGGCUAUGAUUGACGAAAACAAUCGAAUACAGCAGCAGGAUCAUGAAGCAAUGCUACGUGACGUUCCAGAUAUUGUGGUGAUGCGACGAUCUUCCUCCUCGUCAUCAUCAUCAUCAUCCCAUCACCACCAUAGCAGUGAUCGACCCAGCAUCCUUGCUACCACCAAAGCCAACAAGUCAACACAAUCAGUGCGUUUUGCAGCUGACGUUAUCGUCAGUCCGCCACCAUCACCAACCACAGCAACAACCACAACCACCAAUAACUCAAAUACCAAACCUCCUCGUCGACGUUCCACAACAAUAGCAAAACUUCGGAGCUUCUUGCAUCUCAAUUGA
Messenger RNA from Lichtheimia ornata, 471 nucleotides. RefSeq lists its product as uncharacterized. The transcript has a single exon. The record is from RefSeq and is a predicted model, not a curated record. The coding region runs from base 1 to 471 and encodes 156 amino acids. Lineage: Eukaryota; Fungi; Mucoromycota; Mucoromycetes; Mucorales; Lichtheimiaceae.